CUGGUGAAACAGAUGAAUAAGAAAGUAAAUUUAUACUCGUACAAUGAUUUUUUGAGGAAAAGAUUAUCUCUUCUGUCUCACUUUCCCACUACUUUCUUGUCCAAAGAAUAGCCCACUGACCGUGUAAUUUCUCAUACAUUUUGAGUAACGGUUUACCUUGGUUUACCUUUUCUUGGCGCUGUAGUUAUGCGGUUUGUGAUUAUGUGAAUUUGAUCCGUGGUGUUAAGUUAUUUGAGUUUAAGCACACAUCCUCAUUAUGCUCUUUUCAGAGCUCUGAAACCAAAAAUGGGUGUUGAUUUUGAUGUGGCAGAGUUCUGCCGCAAAUUGCGGGCACAGGAAGGUCCAUACAAAUGUCCUAUGGAAAAAUGUGGGAAAGUGUACCAAAGCAUUGUAGGAAUGAACUAUCAUCUACAUAAAUAUGACCAUGAUAAUCCAUUAAAUGAAGAGGGUACACCAUCAAGUGUUGCUGGUCUAAAAACCCCUCAUCAAAAACUUACAACACCAAAACCAAGGAGCUCCAUAAAAUCAGGACGUAAAAAAAAGAGUGCACAUCGAGCUCCAUUGCUAAAAAAUGCAGUUGAUCAGCAGAUGAUUCAACCUGCUCAUGAAGGUUUAACUUAUGCCGAAGCCCAAAGGAUGGUUGAAUUUGAGGUACUUGGAAAGACUGCCCGUGUAGAAAUAACUGAACCACUCAAGUUCAUUAGUAAAGAAGAAUUUGAAGCAUCCCAAAGUAAAUUAGAUGAUAGUAUUAAGCAGGAAGAACUUUCAAGCACACCACACCGAAAGCUUACUCCUGGUGGAAAGAAAAGUAAAUUAUCUAAAACUGCUGCUGCUGCUGCUGCAGCUGCAGCUGCCUCUCAACAAGCUGAAAACCGAAUAACCUUACCUGAAGCCAGCUUCAAAAUUUUAAGCAAUUACAAUGUUUCUGAUGCACCACCUCGGCCCACACUGGCUUACAUUCGUUUCAUUGAGAAAUCUGCUGAAGAGUUAGAUGGAGAAGUGGAAUACGACAUGGAUGAAGAAGAUUCUGCUUGGUUGAGCAUCAUAAAUGAAAAACGGGCAGAGCAAAGCCUUACACCUGUACCUGUGGAUGCAUUUGAACUUUUGAUGGAUCGCUUGGAGAAGGAGUCAUACUUUAUGAUGCAAGUUAGUGGCAAGGGACCAGAUGGUGUUCCAAGUAUUAUAGAUGAUGAUGCUGUCUGUUGUAUUUGUAUGGAUGGUGAAUGUCAAAAUUCAAAUGUCAUACUGUUCUGUGAUAUGUGUAAUUUGGCAGUGCACCAAGACUGUUAUGGUGUACCCUACAUUCCUGAAGGUCAAUGGUUGUGCAGACGGUGUCUACAAUCUCCUUCUCGAGCAGUAGACUGUGUCUUGUGUCCAAAUAAUGGAGGUGCUUUCAAGCAAACUGACCGGGGACACUGGGCCCAUGUUGUUUGUGCUCUGUGGAUUCCUGAAGUUCGUUUUGCCAACACUGUUUUUCUAGAACCUAUUGAUAGCAUAGAAACUAUCCCCUCUGCAAGAUGGAAGUUGACCUGCUACAUCUGUAAGCAGAGAGGUGUUGGGGCCUGUAUUCAGUGUCACAAAACAAAUUGCUAUGCCGCAUUCCAUGUGACAUGUGCCCAACAAGCAGGCCUCUACAUGAAAAUGGAUACAGUUCGAGACUCAGAGCCUGGCCCUAUAAUGGUCCAAAAAACAGCAUUCUGUGAUAACCAUACUCCGCCAGAUGCAGAGCCUAGGCCGAAAAUUAACAGCAGAACUGGUGGUGGUAUUUUAGCCAUGUCACCCCCAGGAGAAGGUUCCAGUCCCAGUGGAUCUAUGAAUUCUCCUGGCUCUCCUGAUGCACUAAGUGAUAAAAUGAAACAUGCAAGGCGAGUCCUUGCUAAGAGACGAUCAUGGGCUCCAAUCAUUAGUAUCCCGACUAUCCCUCCAGAAAGAAUACAAGAAAUUGCUACUCAUGUAGCUGUGCCGAAGAAAAAUCAGUUCAUCCAAAGAUUAAUUGCAUAUUGGACCUUGAAAAGGCAAUUCAGGAAUGGAGUACCGUUGCUUAGAAGAUUACAAAGCUCUCAUCUCCAGCGCCGUGAUGAAAGGAAAGGAGAAGCUGCUGAUUCCAGUGAUGCUGCGGAACUCUAUCGUCAGUUAAAAUAUUGGCAGUGCUUGAGACAAGAUUUAGAGCGGGCACGUUUGCUCUGUGAACUUGUCCGCAAACGUGAAAAAUUAAAAAAAGAAUUCAUUCGAGUUAAAGAACAAGAAACUUUAAUGAACCUGGCUCCACUUCAGAAUUUCAUGAGGAACUUGCUGGAUGCUAUUCAAGCCAGAGAUACUGGCAAUAUAUUUGGUGAACCUGUUGAUCAGAAUGAAGUUCCUGACUACUCUGAUGUUGUUAAAGAGCCAAUGGAUUUAUCAACAAUGCGUACAAAACUUGACAGCUAUGAAUACCAAACUUUAGAUGACUUUCAUCGUGACUUUAUGCUGAUGGUCUCUAACUGUCUUGCCUACAACUCCAAAGAAACAGUAUUCUACCGAGCUGGUGUGAAAAUGAGAGAUCAGGGUGGAGCUUUGAUAAGACAAGCAAGAAGAGACAUGGAAGCCAUUGGGUUUGAUACUGAAACUGGCCUGCUCUUGGACGAACCAGCACCUGGCCAGGGAACUGCCUCUCAAAAGCUAUUUGAAAGUAACUCAGUAAGUCAAUCAGGCAGUCAUGUUAAAUCUCGUUUAUCAGACAUUAGCUCUAGUGCUCCAGAUGAGCUAGCUGCUGAUAUUGAUAUGGAAUUGUCGAGGAUUCUCAAUGAAGGCAAAAACUGGAGCUUAGAAUACAAACUGGACAAAUUGCUAGAACUGAAAGACUUAGUAAAAGAUCUGAAGUCUCCAGUUGCUAGAAAUAAACGUCUGAAAUCAAUUAGAGUUGAAAUAGCCAAUGUUCGUAGGAAAAUGUCACUUCUUGCCUCAGGGAAAGUUCAAGGAAUGCGAAAAAAAUUGUUGAAGUCUGAUACAGAAGAAAGAACUGAUACUAAUACUGAACUAGAAGAGACAACUGAAGAUGAAGAGGAGUCCAAUGUUGUGGUGCCAGAAAAGACUGAACCUGAAGUAAAAAGAGGAAGGAAGCGGAAAGUGCGGGAAGAAAGUGAUGAAGAUAGUUCUUUCAAAGAAUCACAUAAGCAAGGAGUUAAUUCACAUCUUUCACCAGGAAAAGAAGGAUCCAGAUCUAGUACUGGAGGUAUUGCCACCACUCCACUUCGACAAGACCCAAAUGUCAGUAAUAGUGGUGGGAGUCAAACAUCAGCAUCUCCCUCUGGAGUGAAUAGAAGAACUGCUGUUCUUUUCACCCGUAAAGCAGCUUCAGUCCUCAAAAAACCUGAUACACCAGAGAAUUCUUCAAUACUGAACAAUGAUGCCAACCGUUCUACCUCUGGUAAAAGGCGUGGUGGAAGGCCUCGUAAAAACUUAGACUCUGCGUUGGGCAUUAACUCUGAAAAAAAUACUCCUAUCCAAACUAUGGGCAAUGUAGAUGAUCUCAUGCCUGCUCCCCCAGUGCCUUUCUCAGACAGUUUUCGACUUUAUAGGAAUAGUGGUGAUAAUGUUAAUGAAACUGAUGAUGACACCCAGUCAGAAACAUCAUGCUCCUCCUGUGUUUCCACUGGGGGUUCAACUGGUUCUUCAUGUAGUGAUGCUGAUGGUGAAGGAGAUGAGGAUGGUUAUGCAUCGUCUGUUGAUGUAACUGCUGUUGCUAGUUCAGGGGAUGAUGAAGAAGUUCACACCAAGCCAACUAAACCUGACAAGGGCUUGUUGCCUCCAUUGCAGCUUGUAUGGGCUAAAUGCCGCGGUUAUCCUUGGUACCCUGCUUUGAUUAUUGACCCAGACAUGCCUGCAGGAUACAUGCAUAAUGGUGUUCCUAUUCCUGCCCCACCUGAUGAUGUGUUAGCUUUGAAAAAUACCUGCAAAGAGCCAGUUCACCUUGUAUUGUUCUUUGAUGCCAAACGCACGUGGCAGUGGCUACCUAGAAAUAAACUGGAACGUCUAGGAGAAGACAAGAAGUUAGAUCAAGUCAAACUCACAGAAUCUCGGAAACCUGCAGACCGUAAGGCUGUGCGGAGAGCUUUCAAGGAUGCUAUUUUGCACCGUAUAGAAGUAACAGGAUCAGAGUUGAAAGGAAAUGCUAAAGCAGCCAUAGCUCUUUUGGAGGAAGAUGCUAGCUGAAAAUGUCAUCCUUUUUUUUGCUUUGCGAAGGUGCCAAGCAUAAAGGGGACCAAACAAUCCUACCUGACUGGCCAGUAAUUUUUAGUUUUACUUUUUUAAUGUUCAUUACUUAAAUUAGGAUCUGUUAAUUAAUUGAAGAAGAGUUGGUCUCAAAUACUUGAUUACUGAGAGACUUAAUCAGGCUGAACUAAUUCCCAUUGCAUACAGGGUGGGUGGUCCGAGCCGUCUUUUUUUUCUGCUCAUACUGUACUGGAUCAGCAGAAAAAAAAGAUGGCACGAAUCAUCCACCCUGUACUUAAGGAUAGUGACAAUUUCACAUUAAUUUAUGAAUAUCUGCUUCUCGGUGAACUUAUUUAUGAAUAGAAGAGAGUAAGUGUUUUGUUUCUUUAACUUCUACUUGUAUGCAUUCAAAGCAGUAUUGUUUUUGUUCAAUCAAUUUUUUGCAUUUGUGCCUUAGCAGAUUUUUAUGUUAGUUCCUACCAUCCAUAUCCAUCAUUGCCUUUUUUUCACAUGUUUUAUUUUCCUUGGGGUUAAAAGUCAAUGUUAGGACAGAUUAUCAACAUAUACAGUAAAACCCACUUAUAUCGGAUUUCAGGGGCCGGCCGGCAAAAUCCGAUAUAAGCGGGAAUCCGUUAUAAGCGUGAAUUGUCUAAUUAGGGUCAAAUAUGGGUUAUUUCAUCAAAAUUAACGUUUUUAGGCAUCAUUGAAUGAAUUCCAUUGAUUGUCCAUCAAUUCCAACAGAUAUUAACAAAUAAAUGCUGGAUAAUGUGACACAAUAGCAGAAUUAGCCAAGUAUUUUUGAGAAAAUGUACAUUUUGUGCCAAAUGUGUCAUAGGUUUGUGUCUGAAGUGAAGUACAUACAUAAUAGGUUUGAAUGAAAAAAUAACAGCUCUUAUGGAACAUGAAAAGAAAUUGUUAUUAAAGGAAGAAGUAUAAGUUCAAUCUACUUAUGAUGUAAUCAGAAAGUUACAAACCUAAUAGGAACAUAGAAUUAACUUUCUGAUUGCAUAACAAGUACAUUGUACUUAUACUCCUACCUUAAUAACAUUUUCUUUUCAUGUUCCAUAAGAGCUGUUAUUCUUUCAUUCAAACCUAUUAUGUAUGUACUUCACUUCAGACACAAACCUAUGACACAUUUGGCACAAAAUGUACAUUUUCUGUCAGUUUUUUCCUUAAAAAUCCGUUAUAUAUGGUCAAGGGACCGAAAAUUUCGUUCGAAAUAGGCGGGAAUCCGUUAUAAGCGGGUCCGUUAUAUGCGGGAAAAAUAGCAUUAGAAACAUAGGAAAAUUCAAGAGACCGGCCGAGAAAUCCGAUAUAAGCGGUAAUCCGUUAUAUGCGGGUCCGUUAUAAGUGGGUUUUACUGUACAGUGCCCUUGGAAAGAAUCGUCUCUCUGAAGCAGUUAUACAUUUAAACAUGACAUUGAUGUGUGCCUCAACAUACAUUGUUUUUAAUUACCUGUAUUUUGAAUUUGUUGGCGAUUUGAAUAGUGGUUUUAUGCCUAUUUUGUUCUUGAUCUGGUAAUUGUGGUUGAGUGGGAAGAUUGCGACGAUUCGCCCCAUUUUAGUUCCGAUUCUUGGUGAUAUCAAAGAACAGCAGGCCACCUUUUAGGUUCAAAAUUGACUGAAGAUGACUUUUAUUUGUGUCAUAUUCAUACCUGUGUAAAUGUUUCUUAUAUUAUUUAUUAUGUUUAGAAUUUCAGUCAUAGAAAACUAUUUUGUCCCUACCCCUUCCUGUAAUUAAUAAUUAAUUAAUUUGAUCAGGUUCCUUUUUUUAAAUACUGAGUGAGCUAAGUUAUAACUGAUUUUUGUGAUAGGUAGAAAUUAAUUCUCUUUGAUUGCUGUCAUAUUGUGGCAUGUAAAUCAGUUAUCCUGUUAAGUAUUUCAUCUGUGCCUUGUCAUUGCAUAUUCACAUAUGUGUAUGUGAUAUUGAGUGUGUCUUUGUGUUGGAGAAAUUGUCUAAACUAUGCCAGUUACCUUAAAAGUUUUCAUCUACCUACUUAAAUCAUUCCUAAACAGGUUUAUAAGUUCUAUUUUAUAUUUAAAAGAAAAUGUCUUUCCAUAAUUUUUUUUUUACACUUUAGUGGAAGAACAAAUUUUACAGUGUUGCCAUAUUUGCCAUUCGGCGUGGCCAAUAAAAAACAAAUCAUUUAUCAUUUCAAAUUAAAUCUCCUCAUUGUAAAUAUAUUUGUAUUUAUGUGCAAUCAUGUUAAAGAUAAACCAUCAUGUUUUUCAAAAGAGUCAUUAAAUAUGGAAUAUAGUACAA
Messenger RNA from Frankliniella occidentalis (western flower thrips), 6454 nucleotides. It is a transcript of the gene Br140, whose product is annotated as bromodomain-containing protein homolog. The record is from RefSeq and is a predicted model, not a curated record. Gene Ontology annotation, molecular function: protein binding. NCBI's taxonomy places the organism in Eukaryota, Metazoa, Arthropoda, Insecta, Thysanoptera, Thripidae. The transcript is spliced from 15 exons. Gene Ontology annotation, biological process: regulation of transcription by RNA polymerase II. The coding region runs from base 286 to 4191 and encodes 1301 amino acids. Gene Ontology annotation, cellular component: MOZ/MORF histone acetyltransferase complex.